Messenger RNA from Paramecium primaurelia, 2650 nucleotides. Lineage: Eukaryota; Ciliophora; Oligohymenophorea; Peniculida; Parameciidae. The record is from the annotation of a GenBank genome assembly.
AUGCAAAUAUAUCCAAUAAAUGGAGAUGAUUCUCCUAUAAAUGAAUUUACAUCUAGAAGUGGAAAUAAGAAUGGAUCAAAUUAAAUGAAGAAAAUUCAUAAUGCUAAAACUUCUAGAUAUUUGUAUUAGAAUAUAUAAUUAAUAGAUUGCCACUUUAUAAUCAACCACUUUCAUCUGAAUCUAGAAAUACAUUGUCAAGAACAGACUCUCAUCUUAAGUUUAGUUUUGUUAGUCAUUCUUAGAUAUAAAGAAGAAAUGCAAAAUGUGAAUUUCGAUAAAUAAGUAGAAAAUUAAUACAUGCAAUGAAUUUUGUGAAAGAACUUCGUUAAUAUGCUGAAUAAUUGAAGUCAUAACAUAUGGAAUAUAAAUAUCGGCAUCGUAACUUUUUUCCUUUUUAUCCAGAUGAUAAGAUAUAUAUCAUUUGGAUUAUUUUUAUGAAAGUAAUGCAUUGUAUAGCAUCAAUAAUAUUGCCAUUUUAAUUAGCAUUCUAAGUAUUAUAUCUAAAAAUAUUAGGGGAGUAGGAACAUUAUUAACUCAAAUACUUACUGUUAUAUUUGCAAUUGAUAUAUUAUUUAACUUAAUAAGUUGUCAUAUUGAUGAAUAUAAUACUCUUUUACAUACUUUUGAUAGGAUCAUACCCUAUUAUAUUAAAAGAUGGUUUAUAGUUGAUUUAUUAUCUAUAAUACCCUUUGAAGCUUAUGAAAGUACAAAAAUAUUAGGAUUAAUGAGAUUAUUUAGAAUUGCAAAGUAUUUUAUGUAUGAAAGACGUGAAAAUUAUCAUACAGCUAAUGAUAUUAUUAAAAAGAAAGAAAUUAUUAUAAACGAAGAUCUAUUUUAUAGAGAAGAUUAUAAUAUAGAUUUAAGAAUUAAAAGAGUUUUAACAAUAUUUAUAGAUAUGGUAAUUUUGACUCAUAUUUUUGCAUGUUUAUGGUUUUGGAGUGCUAGAAUUGAUGAAUUUAAUUAGGAAACUUGGAUUAUAAGAGAAAAUGCUUAUGAUUAUAAUAUAGGAAAAUAAUAUAUGACCUGUUUCUAUUGGGCAAUCUAAACAGUUACUGUUAUUGGAUAUGGAGAUAUUGCUGCUUAAACUUCUUUUGAGUUUUUUCUUUAAAUAUUCUGGAUGCUGAUUGGAGUUGGAUUCUAUUCAUUUACUAUUGGUGAUAUUACUUGCAUUUUAGUAAAUGUUAAUCCACGUUAAGAAUAUGAAGAUUAAUUAAUAUUAUUGGAGGAAUUGGGAGAUUAAACAUUCAUGAUUGAAGAAGUACUCAUAGAAUUAAUAUCAUUUACUAAAUUUAAUAUAUCUCAUAAUCCUUUUUGGGCACGUAAUACUAUUGAAAUGAUCUAAGCUUUGCCUUGGAGUCUUAGAUAAUACCUUAUUGCAUCAACUCAUAAAGAUAUUUUUAAAAUUGUACCUUUUAUUGCAAAUGAUAUUAAUUUCUCUACCAUGGUAUUACCUUAUUGUACUUUUGCUAAAUUUGAUGAAUAUUCUACAAUAUAUCAUAUAGGUUAAAGUUCAUCAGAUUUCUAUUAUCUAUUAAGUGGUGAUGUAAGAUUAUCUGAUGCUUCUGGUGAAUGUAUUUUAAGAGUAAUGGAAGGAACAGUCUUUGGAGAAGUAGAAUCAAUUGAAUAGACUUUAAGAAGAUGGCAUGCUCAUGCUGUUACAAAAAGUGUUGUAUUAAUGUGUCCAGGCAGAUUUUUUGAAUCUUUGAUUAAAUAAAACUCUACUCAGUUUUUUGAAUUAUAUUAGAUGUAUAAGAGAAGAAAAAUAUUAUUAUCUGAUUAUGCAGAAUAAAAAUAAAGUAAUAUUAAUAUAUUCAUAUUAAUUUAGGAUAAGCUGUUAGACUUAAAAGAUCUACAGCCAUUAUUGUAGAAGGUAAAGUUGUUCAAACUUAAUAAAUUAGAAGAUCAAGUGAAAAUAGAUAAUAAUUUAAAUCUAAAAUAGAUUUUAGAAAUUAUAUCAGUGUUUAAUAGGAUUUAAUGUUAUCAGUUGUUGGUUAAAAGUAAGCUAGGAAAAAACUACUUAGAGAGAAAUUUAGAUUAGUAUGUUUUAUUAAUAUAAAUAAAGGCUGUUGAUAGAAUUAAAUAAAUGUUACUAAAAACUAAAAAAAGAAGAUUAGCAUUAGUUACUGAUCCAGAUUAUAAAAUUAUUAGAGAAUUGAUUGCUACUAGAAGUCAAUAGACAAUUUAAACUAAUAUGUUUGAAACUAAUAAUUAAUUAUAAAAGUUGAUGAAUAAAUUUGGUAAAGUAGUAGAAUAAGAAAAUUAAGUUUAAUAAUUUAUAAUUAAAAAAAAAUAAGAAUCUUAUGAAAAAAUAAAGAGAAUUAAACUUAAAAAUCUACUAGCAGAUUGGAAUCAUAAUACACAUCGUAAAUCAAUAAAAAGGGAAAUUGAUCUAUAUUAUUCAUCAUUUCAUGAACAAAUUUAUCAAGAAAUUUUAUAAACUAGAAUUGAUCAAAAAUAAAAAAUUAAAUAUAAAUAAGAUAAUAUUAGAAAAAAUUCAGUCUAAUAACUUAAAUUAUUAAAUUUAAAUGUUAAUUACAUUAUAUAAUUAGCAAUGAAAUUUUCAAUUCAAAAAUUUGAAAUUAUGAAAUUAGAAAGAGAAAUUGAUCUAAUUAUUGAUGAAUGCCAAUCUAUAGUCUAAUAAAUUAUAUGA